AUGUUAGACAAUGAGGAGUUUGAAGAAGAAAGACAGUUUGUGGAAGACUUCGAAUCAGAUUAUGAUGAGAUACGAUUAGAUGUCGAAGAUCCUUAUAGUUUAACUAAGGAUGAUAAAGAAAGGAUUCGAAAACCCUGGAGAAGAACCCUAAUGUUAUGGUCAUUAAAAGGAGAGUUUCAAGCUAUGGAUUUAGACAAUGGAUAUUACUGUUUCAAGUACUCAAAUAAGUCAGACUAUGAUUAUGUCUUGUCCGAAGGGACCUGGAUCAUUGUAGAUCAUUACCUUACUAUUAGACGAUGGAUACCAGGCUUCAGAUAUGAUGAAGCUUUCAUAGACUCAGUGGCUGCUUGGAUCAGGUUACUAAGAUUGCCUUUGGAGUUUUAUGAUGAGGAUGUGCUGUCACGAAUUGCCAACAAACUGGGGAGAACUUUGAAAGUUGAUCGAACAACUUUUUAUGCUAUAAAGGGAAAGUUUGAAAGAUUGUGUGUGGAACUCGAUCUCACAAAACCUUUAGUGGUAAAGAUUUAUAUAAAAGGACAUUGGCAGAAGAUAGAGUGUGAAGGAUUGUGA
Messenger RNA from Theobroma umbraticum, 570 nucleotides. The record is from RefSeq and is a predicted model, not a curated record. NCBI's taxonomy places the organism in Eukaryota, Viridiplantae, Streptophyta, Magnoliopsida, Malvales, Malvaceae.